ACUUCACCACCACCACCACCACCAUUGAGGGAUCGAGAAGCAUUCAGAGACUUCCCCAUUUCAUCUUCAUCUGACGUUUCAAGGGAAACCUCUGCGUUGGUAAAAGCCCGUGUGGAUUGGAAGGAAACACCGGAAGCUCAUGUGUUCAAGGCCGAUCUUCCAGGGAUCAAGAAAGAAGAGGUGAAGGUGGAGGUUGAAGACGGAAACAUCUUACAAAUCACCGGUGAGAGGAACGUCGAGAAAGAAGAUAAGAAUGAUAAAUGGCAUCGGGUUGAAAGUGCCUGUGUUGAAAUCUUUGGUUAGCGAAUUGUACGUAUUUUGCACAAUUUAGGUUGUAUAUGUUCUGUAUUUGUGUUUAGUGUUUGAAGUGCCUGUGUAAUAUGACUAAUAUCCUUUUGUGUUUGGAAUGCCCACAAGGUGUUCGACCAAAUGCAUAACAAAAAUGUGUUUGUUUUUACUUGCUUCUAGAUUUUCUUGUUUGUGUUUUGGUACUUGCUUUGAUAAUGAAAAUAUGAUAUAA
Helianthus annuus (common sunflower) is the source of this 520-nucleotide messenger RNA. Its product is annotated as 17.3 kDa class I heat shock protein-like. The record is from RefSeq and is a predicted model, not a curated record. The annotation marks the transcript as partial. NCBI's taxonomy places the organism in Eukaryota, Viridiplantae, Streptophyta, Magnoliopsida, Asterales, Asteraceae. The transcript has a single exon. Gene Ontology annotation, biological process: response to hydrogen peroxide; response to salt stress; response to heat.